CAAAACCGCCCUCAGUUCCGGAAGCGACAGUGGAGGAGGGCUCUGCUCCUCCCUGAAGGCGGUGCUGCAUGCCAGAGCAAACCACGCGGAGGGUUGUGGGGCGGAUAGCUCCCCUCCCGAUGGAGACUCAUGGAGUCGGGUGGGCGGGGGACUCCAUGUCCCAGUAUGCCCCGCGGCGGGCCCGACCGGCCGCGACUCGGGGCUUGGCCCCGGCCCUAGCUCGUCGGUGGUGUAUUGGGGCGCGUAGAGGCUGUAGUCACGGUGGCGCCCGCGGGGACGGAGGUGGGAAUGAGUGAAGAGGAGCAGGGCUCCGGCACUACCACGGGCUGCGGGCUGCCCAGUAUAGAGCAAAUGCUGGCGGCCAACCCGGGCAAGACCCCGAUCAGCCUUCUGCAGGAGUAUGGGACCAGAAUAGGGAAGACGCCCGUGUACGACCUUCUCAAAGCCGAGGGCCAAGCCCACCAGCCUAAUUUCACCUUCCGGGUCACCGUUGGCGACACCAGCUGCACUGGUCAGGGCCCCAGCAAGAAGGCAGCCAAGCACAAGGCAGCUGAGGUGGCCCUCAAACACCUCAAAGGGGGGAGCAUGCUGGAGCCGGCCCUGGAGGACAGCAGUUCUUUUUCUCCCCUAGACUCUUUGCUGCCUGAGGACAUUCCAGUUUUUACUACUGCAGCGGCUGCCACUCCGGGUCCAUCUGCUGUUCCAACCAGGAGCCCCCCCAUGGAGGUGCAGCCCCCCGUCUCCCCUCAGCAGUCUGAGUGCAAUCCUGUUGGCGCUCUGCAGGAACUGGUGGUGCAGAAAGGCUGGCGGUUGCCUGAGUACACGGUGACCCAAGAGUCUGGGCCAGCCCACCGCAAAGAGUUUACCAUGACCUGCCGAGUGGAGCGUUUCAUUGAGAUUGGCAGCGGCACUUCCAAAAAGCUGGCAAAGCGUAACGCAGCCGCCAAAAUGCUGCUUCGGGUGCACACGGUGCCUCUGGAUGCCCGGGAUGGGAAUGAGGCAGAGCCCGAUGACGACCACUUCUCCAUUACCCAGAGUUCCUUGGGCCCCCUGUCAGCCUCAGCUUUGGCCUGCCGGGGUGUGGGCUCCCGCCUGGAUGGACUUCGAAACCGGGGCCCAGGCUGCACCUGGGAUUCUCUGCGAAAUUCAGUGGGAGAGAAGAUCCUGUCCCUCCGCAGCUGCUCCUUGGGCGCCUUAGGUGCUCUGGGCCCUGCCUGCUGCAGUGUUCUUAGUGAGCUCUCUGAGGAACAGGCCUUCCAUGUCAGCUACCUGGAUAUUGAGGAACUGAGCCUGAGCGGGCUCUGCCAGUGCCUGGUGGAGCUGUCCACACAGCCGGCGACCGUGUGUCAUGGCUCUGCAACGACCAGGGAGGCAGCCCGUGGUGAGGCUGCUCGCCGUGCCCUGCAGUACCUCAAGAUCAUGGCGGGCAGCAAGUAAAGCCCCAGCUGGACUCACGGACACACGUCCUUGCUCCCUGCUCUUCUUCCCCCAGCCCGUGAGUCUGUUCAGCUCUGGUACCCCUGGAGGUGCCAUCUCUACCUCUGACACAGACUGCCUGCCUGCAGGCUGAGGAGGACACUGGCCCAGGAGCCAGGGACCACGGGGCUUUGGCUGGCCCAAGAUCUGUCCUCAUGGCACUGGUGGUGAUGAGUGGGAAUGAAACCAGGGGGCUCUCCCUUAGAGCCCAGAAUAAAUGCGCUGCCUCUUGCAUUCUGAAA
Messenger RNA from Zalophus californianus (California sea lion), 1718 nucleotides. It is a transcript of the gene TARBP2, whose product is annotated as TARBP2 subunit of RISC loading complex. The transcript has 10 exons. Gene Ontology annotation, molecular function: double-stranded RNA binding; pre-miRNA binding; siRNA binding. Gene Ontology annotation, cellular component: RISC-loading complex. The record is from RefSeq and is a predicted model, not a curated record. The coding region runs from base 289 to 1437 and encodes 382 amino acids. Lineage: Eukaryota; Metazoa; Chordata; Mammalia; Carnivora; Otariidae. Gene Ontology annotation, biological process: regulation of viral transcription; regulation of miRNA processing; regulation of siRNA processing.